UUGUUUGACAUAAAUAAAAUAAAUCGAAGUAUAUUCAUUUCUGAAAUAUACAUAUUCCACAGAAAAACCUUUAAAAAUAAAGGAAAUAGGGCUAAAAAUAGCCGAAAUAACAAAAAUAUCAGUAUAAUUUACAAUGUUGUUGUAUAAGUACUGAAGAAUUUUUUGAUUAAUCGAUGUAUUUGUUUGAAAUAUUCAAUAACUGGAGUUCCCUUGUCUCCUGUAAAUAAUGAAUACUUCAGUAGUUCCUGAGACUGAGGUGGAGGAGGUUGUGAUAAAAUGUGAAGUGAUUGAGAUAUCUGAUGAUGAGACGGACGACGGAGACAAGAAGAAGAAGCGACAAAGAAAGCGCUCAGUACCAAAAGAAAGAUCGAAAUGCGAGCAUUGCCCAAAGACAUUUGCCACUCGGUACGAAUUAAAAAAGCACGUCCGAACCCACACAGGUGAACGCCCAUAUAUGUGCCCCAUUUGUGGAAAGACAUACACACAACUAGGACAUCUAAGUAUACACCAAUUAUCCCAUGAAGGUAUAAAAAACUUUAAUUGUAACGACUGUGGCGCUUCGUUCUAUAGAAAAGCGGAUUUAGACCGCCAUGAGAAGAUUCAUUUAGGUAUUAAACCGCAUGUUUGUGAGAUAUGUUCAAAAAGCUUUACUCAAAAGAAUAAUUUGGUUAUGCAUGUUAAAAUGCAUAUAGGGGAUCGCGCCCAUCUGUGUACGGUUUGUAAUAAGCGUUUUAUGACCCGAAGUAAAUUGGUUUUACAUUCGAAAAGACAUGAGAAGACUAAAAAGAUAAGGAGUGAUAUGGAUUUAAUUGAGAAUGAAAUUGAUUGAGGGGGAGAGUGGUAAUUUAAUAUAUGUUUAGGUAUAAUUAUGCGAAAUUCAUUAUAGUUGUUAUGUUUUUUUGCUUAUUCACGUAACUGUUUGAUGAAGAACUCGAUGAGUUUUUACCCGACUGCGCCAGAAAGAGGGUUAUGUUUUCUCGAGAGUAUGUACCUAUUACGUAUGUAUAAUUGUUUGGCACGCUCUGCAGCCUAAACGGCUUGAUGGAUUUUGGCUUGAGAGGUGUCGUUGGAUUCGUGUUUACUGUGAGAGUGACCUAGUGUCACUGGCAUUAUAACAGCCGCGCUGGAUGUCCGUAACAUUCCUAGACAAUCUACAACAUUACAGCUCUUCUGUGAUUAGUCAAACAGUUACGUGAGUAAGCUGAAUAACGUAAUAAUUUAAAUAUAAUAGAGUAAAAACUACUUAAAAAACGUUUUCUUGAGAGGAAAACUAGGUAUAUGUAAGUACAUUGUUAGUGUAGUAAUAUGGAUGAUGACUAUCUAACGAAAAAUCUAUUUAGUCCGUCAGUUAGGUAAUGAAAAAAUAUUAGACACGUAUCUUUUUAUUUUGUCAUAAGAUAACAAUACUUAGAUUAAACGAAUCAAUUUCUACGUAUAAAACGUACCUAGAUUGUAUUUGUUUCUUUAUUGUUGUUUUUAUAUUUUUUUUAAAACCCUUGCCACUCUUUAGCAUUUUCUCCUGUGUCGUGGGUGCGUUUACAAACAUACAAGUUCACAUACACAUGACACACAGACCAGAAAGAGUUGCUCCGUGCGGGAAUCGAACCCGCUACACAUUGCAUGGCAGCCAGUUGCCCAGCCACCGGGCCAACCGUGCAGUCGACCGAGUCGAAAUAAAAAAUACGUGUCUAAUAUUUUAAAUCUACAAGACGGACAUUGAAAUAAUAAUAAGUCAUCCACCCUAUUAUUUAUGUAUGUGGUUUAAAGUACAUAGUAUUUGUACUAUAAUUUUAUUACUAAGAAAAUAAAUAUCUUUUGUUAUAAAGUAAACCAAGUUGUUGGUAAUGAGGUUGUUUUAGAUAUGUAUUAUAAUUAAUAUUAGGUAAAUAUUAAUUAUAAAUAAAUAUGUAAGGUGUUCUAAAAGUAUCUGCCACGGCUUUAAUGGGAGGUAGUGUUGUGUUUGAAGAUUACAAUAGUGAAGAAAUUUCGUACCCCGGACCAGUUAAUUCAAUUUGAGGACAUAAAGAAGUUAAAUAAACAUUGACUCUACUCUGUAUAAAG
Molecule: messenger RNA, 2061 nt
Organism: Spodoptera frugiperda (fall armyworm)
Lineage: Eukaryota; Metazoa; Arthropoda; Insecta; Lepidoptera; Noctuidae
Product: zinc finger protein 248-like
Exons: 4
Coding region: 227-829 (200 amino acids)
Biological process (GO): regulation of transcription by RNA polymerase II
Molecular function (GO): RNA polymerase II cis-regulatory region sequence-specific DNA binding; DNA-binding transcription factor activity
Source: RefSeq, a predicted model, not a curated record